This is a messenger RNA of Dermacentor albipictus, 1074 nucleotides long. NCBI's taxonomy places the organism in Eukaryota, Metazoa, Arthropoda, Arachnida, Ixodida, Ixodidae. The record is from RefSeq and is a predicted model, not a curated record.
AUGAGUUUAUGUGUUUCCAAAAUAUUCUACACCGUGCUGCUUCCGGGCCACCACCUGGCAGUGCUCCCGUACGCGCCCUCCUUCCUCUCGUUCGACGAGAACGCCACGCGGUUCGUGAACCAAGGAGGCCUCGGCAACCACGCCUCUUCGGUGCUGAGCCAACUGUUCGACUGCACUGGCCAUGGCUGCUCGACGUACUUGCUGGACGAGAGCUUCUUCUCCCGCCAGGCACGUUUCUUUUUGUGUUUUAACGGUAUUUCACGAAAAGACAAAUCGGCCGCACCAGCGCAAGACGAAACGAGCAUUGGAAAAGCUCCGGAUUCCAGCCGGCGUUUGUGUAAGGGCCUAAACACUACCGGCCAUGGGCGGAACCCGACGUCGACGGACGACUUCCCCGUGGCUCAUGGUAGGAACAGUGGGGCGACGAACGGCCGGGCCAAGUUCCGCUUCCCAAGUGACAAGGCAUCUGUCGGGCGAAGACGACGCUGGCCUUUCGUGUGUCAUCACCGGGCUAAGGGUCUGGGCAACAUUGUGGCCUACUGUACGAGCCAGGCCGGCAAGGACACUCCCGUGGCUCGUGGUUCGAACAAGCCUGGGACAGACAGCCGGGUCAAGGACGACUUCCCCGUGGUUCAUGGUUCGAACAGCGGGGGGACCAACAGCGGGGCCAAGUUCCGUUUCCCAGGUGACAAGGACUUUCCCAUGGCUCAUGAAGCAAACAACGGGGAGACGGACUGCCUGGCCAGUUUCCCGCUUCUCAGCAUACAAGCCUUGAAGACGCUGAUCAUACUUGUUCACCCCGUUGGACUUCAUUGUCUCCGGACGUACAAGUUAACAGUGAAUGUGCCACCACUGGAAGUAGCAAGGGCCAUAAUCCUCACAAGGAAGACUGACAAAAGGGAGAUGAUUGGUGCGCAACCUGCCCACGUCAAACCAUGAGCUCAACGGCGAUCAUCAUAAUGACAACAGGUCUUCUUGAACUAUGUGCCUCACCAUGAAAUGUUUGCAAGCUUACGGGAUAGAGGGGUGGGAGCCCUAUGAGGAAAGCAGCAGUCUACAGUUUUGCAUAGUACU